Cuscuta epithymum is the source of this 1052-nucleotide messenger RNA. NCBI's taxonomy places the organism in Eukaryota, Viridiplantae, Streptophyta, Magnoliopsida, Solanales, Convolvulaceae. The record is from the annotation of a GenBank genome assembly.
UGUAAUGUACAAUAUAUAUAUUCACUGCCAAUAUUCACUGCCAAUAUUCAAUGCUGAUGUUUAACGCUCACAAACUCUAAAUUCAACGAACUUUCUUCAGAAGAUCUUAUCUGAGCAACAAGAAGAAAGACUGAACUUUUGAAACAAAAUUGCACAAUUCAGAAUUGAGAAAAUGGAUUAUUGAAUGAGACCCGAAAACAAGAAAAGUGAUUCAUUUAGGAGCCAAUUUUGUAAUAUAGAGUAUAAAGAUAUAGUACUCCGUAUUAUGCAAAAUUAGAUUUUCUAACUUUAUUAUACCCAUUUACGAAAACCAGAUCCUAGUACCUACGCAGUGGAAGCUAAGGGAAUUGAACCUAAAGUCUAAAUCGACCCAUCCUCUCUCUUUUAAAGCAGAUCCACACGCAGUAAGUUUUAUCUUUUUUCCUCAAAUUGGUGCGGAUAUGCACUGCUCGAUUGCCAGAUCUGGACUGCGUCGCACAACUCUGCAAGGCAAGUUUGCCACGCCGGAGAUGGAGAGGAAGCUCUGGGAUGGCUCGUCUGUGAACGGAGGUUGGAUGGUAAUCGGCGGCUGGGCGGCGGGCGGCAGAUCGACAUCGAACAACGUCUUGGCACUCAGGUCGGGCGGACACUUGCUUCAGGCCGGAGUUCUAGAUCGGCGACUGUGCUCACAUGCCGGUAUUCUGUGGAAGAAAGCGAUGCUGGAAGGUGGGCGGUGGCUAGAUGGCGGGCUGACGGCAGGGUGGCUUCGCGGGUGGCGGGGUGCGCGUUUGGAGGUUGUGGCUAGGGUUGAUGAAAAUGGAUGGAAGGUUAAGGUUUUAUAGGUAUAAGCUAAAGGGUAUAUUUGUCCAUAAAAAUUAUUUAUUAUUUAUUAAUUACGAAUUUUAAUUAAAUAUUAUAAAUAUUAAUAUUAUUUUGGGAAAAAAACUAGUUAGGUCAUAGAUUGAGAAACUCAUUAAGUUUUAGUCAUACGUAGGAUAAUUAUCUCAAUAUAAAAAGCAAUGUGUAAAUUAGUCGGCCAUAACUCUAUAUAUGAGAAUUCAUUCUUGUUUAAA